AUGGUAUUCUGUGAUUUACGUAGAGAUCAAUGCGUAUCUCGCAUUAUGAAGUCUGCUACUUGCUCCGAAACCUUCGAAAACGAUCCCUGCUACGCUUCUGAAUGUGUGCAAGGUGUUUGUGUCUCAUCGUCAAAGUCAGAAGAUGUUUUGAAAGAACAUCCAAGAAGGAAAAUAGCCGAAAGAGCUGUUCCAGUGAAAAAUGAACCUAUCAUGACGGAGAUUACAACUUCAACAAUGGACCCUGUAGCAAAUUUGUUGGAUCUUGUAGAGGAGGAGCAGUUGUCCGACGGCUACAACAUGACAGUCGUUCAGGAUAAUUCGACCGAG
Strongylus vulgaris is the source of this 327-nucleotide messenger RNA. The record is from the annotation of a GenBank genome assembly. NCBI's taxonomy places the organism in Eukaryota, Metazoa, Nematoda, Chromadorea, Rhabditida, Strongylidae.